AUGAAUAAGGAGCAUGUAACUCCUGUUGCUUCCAACAGCCAGACUGUGACCAUCAGGAAAAUUAGCAUAAAGACAUUGCCCAACCACAAAAAUAAAGGAGAAUACUGGGGAUGCCACCAGUCAAAGAGUCGAACGCUGUGCAUCCAUGAGAGAACUGUCUCCAGAAAAAAAAAAAAAAAAAAGAGGAAGAGGCACAAAGACCUGGACGGGGCUGGAGGAGAAGAGUAUCCCAUGGAUAUUUGGCUAUUGCUGGCCUCCUAUAUCCGUCCUGAGGACAUUGUGAAUUUUUCCCUGAUUUGUAAGAAUGCCUGGACUGUCACUUGCACUGCUGCCUUUUGGACCAGGUUGUACCGAAGGCACUACAUGCUGGAUGCCUCUCUGCCUUUGCGCCUGCGACCAGAGUCCAUGGAGAAGCUGCGCUGUCUCCGGGCAUGUGUGAUCCGAUCUCUGUACCAUACGUAUGAGCCAUUUGCUGCUCGAAUCUCCAAGAAUCCAGCCAUUCCAGAAAGCACUCCCAGCACAUUAAAGAAUUCCAAAUGCUUACUUUUCUGGUGCAGAAGGAUUGUUGGGAACAGACAGGAACCAAUGUGGGAAUUCAACUUUAAGUCCAAAAAACAGUCCCCUAGAUUAAAGAGCAAGUGUAUGGGAAGGUUGCAGCCUCCCAUUCAGUACGAAGAUGUUCAUACCAACCCAGACCAGGACUGCUGCCUACUACAGGUCACUACCCUCAACUUCAUCUUUAUUCCAAUUGUCAUGGGAAUAUUUACCCUGUUUACUAUCAAUGUGAGCACGGACAUGCGGCAUCAUCGCGUGAGACUGAUGUUCCAGGACCCUCCUGUCCGUGGUGGCUGGAAACUGUGCUGCGAACAGGGCGUGCAAAUCAUCCUGGACCCAGCGCACAGCGUUCGACUCUUUGGUGGUGCCCCAGUAUUUUUAAUGUAA
Messenger RNA from Acinonyx jubatus (cheetah), 942 nucleotides. Its product is annotated as transmembrane protein 183A-like. Gene Ontology annotation, biological process: regulation of protein stability. Gene Ontology annotation, molecular function: protein binding. The transcript has 2 exons. The record is from RefSeq and is a predicted model, not a curated record. Gene Ontology annotation, cellular component: SCF ubiquitin ligase complex. Lineage: Eukaryota; Metazoa; Chordata; Mammalia; Carnivora; Felidae. The coding region runs from base 1 to 942 and encodes 313 amino acids.